GCGCUUCCAAAAAAAUCCGGCGAGGCCAUUGUUGCGCACCUUUAAAUGCCCUGCCUCGCUAGAAAAUCAGAAACCCUAGACGAGAAAGUGUUGAGGUUUUGCAGCCGCGCAGCUCUCUACCACCCAUCAGUCUCAGAUCUCAUCUCCCUCAGCGAAAAGCGAUGUCGAUUUCAGAGAUUGCUUGCACCUAUGCCGCCCUAAUCCUCCACGAUGAUGGCAUCCCCAUCACUGCUGAGAAGAUUGCAACAGUGGUGAAAUCUGCUAAUAUCACUGUUGAGUCUUACUGGCCUGGCUUGUUCGCCAAGCUCGCCGAGAAGAGGAACAUUGAAGACCUCAUCCUGAAUGUUGGCGCUGGUGGCGGCGGCGGUGCUGUUGCCGUUGCUGCUCCAGGUGCCGGUGGGGCUGCCCCAGCUGCCGCUGCUCCUGCAGUAGAGGAGAAGAAGGAAGAACCCAAGGAGGAGAGUGAUGACGAUAUGGGAUUCAGCUUGUUCGAUUAGGAGCUCCUUUCAGCAAAGAUGUAAUCCAUUCUUCUGUUUGAUGGUUUUUAGUACUUUGAGAUUAGUUACCGUAUCAAUCUAGUAGGGGGUGUCUUUCUUUUUGGCUUAUGAUAUGUAGUGCUAAUGGAGAAAUUGUUAAAAGGCUCCUGGUUUUCUGCCGAACGAGUCCUAUUUGUGAACAUCUUAUGUUUGAAUUUCUUGAUAUAAACGUAUGUUGCUCUUUUGAUCUUGAAAAAAUUGUUUGCGAUGGUUUUAUUUUC
This is a messenger RNA of Pyrus x bretschneideri (Chinese white pear), 757 nucleotides long. RefSeq names its product 60S acidic ribosomal protein P1. Gene Ontology annotation, cellular component: ribosome; cytosolic large ribosomal subunit. Lineage: Eukaryota; Viridiplantae; Streptophyta; Magnoliopsida; Rosales; Rosaceae. Gene Ontology annotation, molecular function: ribonucleoprotein complex binding; structural constituent of ribosome; protein kinase activator activity. The transcript has 4 exons. The record is from RefSeq and is a predicted model, not a curated record. Gene Ontology annotation, biological process: cytoplasmic translation; translational elongation. Bases 162 to 497 code for a protein of 111 amino acids.